Messenger RNA from Cavenderia fasciculata, 750 nucleotides. RefSeq lists its product as uncharacterized. The record is from RefSeq and is a predicted model, not a curated record. NCBI's taxonomy places the organism in Eukaryota, Evosea, Eumycetozoa, Acytosteliales, Cavenderiaceae. The transcript has a single exon. Bases 1 to 750 code for a protein of 249 amino acids.
AUGAAUCAAUCAUCGUUUACCAUUAUCUUUACAUUAUUGGUUGCUAUUAUUGGCAAUUGUGUUGGCCAAUACACCUAUCAAGGUGGUUUCAAUAACAAUGGUGACGGUGGUAGAAUUAUUAUUGCCAAGGGUAGCACUGCUGGCUCUUAUUCCAUCUCGUCUGACAUUAGAAUGACCUUGACUUCUGGUAUUGAAAAUGAUAUCACUGUGAUCGUUGACUUUGUUCCAGGCCAAGGCUCUGCCACUCCAAAGACAGGCUUUCCUUUGACUUUUGGUGGUAUUGUUGGAUUUGAGACACCAGCUCUCCCCAACUUCAGAGUCUUCCAAGUUCCAAGCACAGCCGUCAAUGUCGCCUCGAUGGAAGCCGCUGUUGCAUCGACCAUGAAGAAUGGCUCGACCGAUCAUUUCACAUUGAGUGCUCGUGAUUCUACCAAGACCUUCUCUGGACCACUUGUCUUUGUUCCAGCUACUCCAUCGACUACCAACGUCCAAACCUCUACUACUGCUAGUCCAUUCACCAAUGGUGCCACCACCACUUCACGUCCAACUACCGCUGCUGCUACUACCACCACAACCACUGGUAGCACUACCGGACAUAAGGGUACCAACAGCUCUACCACUGCUGCAUCGACAACCUCCCAAACCACUAGCACCACCACCACUUCUACCACUGGUGAUGCAAGAGCCACCAAUCCAUUUGUCUUCCUCAAUCUAGUUCUCCUUGUUGUUUCAUUGUUCUAUUCUCUAUAG